Molecule: messenger RNA, 3033 nt
Organism: Pleurotus ostreatus (oyster mushroom)
Lineage: Eukaryota; Fungi; Basidiomycota; Agaricomycetes; Agaricales; Pleurotaceae
Exons: 9
Coding region: 1-3033 (1010 amino acids)
Source: RefSeq, a predicted model, not a curated record
AUGGGGCACGGCGAGGACUUCGAUGAUUCAGACUCUGAGCUUACCCCAAUCGAGGACUCAGAGAAUGAGGAUCAAAGGGCAAGGCCAAAGAUCUUAUUGCGCACGGUGUCAUCCGACCUUCCAGAACCCCGCCAAAAGAGGUUCCCGACAGAAUCCAUCCUUGCGGCCGAACUGAACAAGAGGAUUGACCUUGACCCUCCUUAUCAACGAGACAUUGUUUGGACUAGGUCACAGCAAAGUUAUUUCAUCCAUUCUCUGAUGCACAACUACGGAAGUGGUCAAAUACUAUUCGCUGUCGACAAGGUGUGGAGAGGCAAUCAAUGGGUUGUAGUGAAAACAUGCAUCGACGGAAAGCAGCGUCUCACCUCGAUAGUCCUAUUCAUGAAAGGCGAACUCGACUGCAAAGACCCGAAAACCAUGGAAUCCAUCUGGUACAAAGCCGAUCCGAACGAUCCUUCCCAGCGCACCCGCAAAGUACUUGAUGAUGAAUCCAGGAUCACAUGGAAUGAGAAGCAGGUAUGGUGUUCAGAGUACGAAAACCUGUCGGACGCCCAACAGCGGGAACUAUUCCAGCGUGUGCAAAUGGGCAUGCCAUUGACAUGGCCAGAAACCCUACAAGCCAUAGGAACGCCGCGCGCUCGAUUCGUUCACACCCUCAAGGAGCGGAUAUUCCAGCCGGCCGGGUUCCACGCAACAUGUCCCACCAAAUGGGACGUUGACCGGGGUCUCGCUUUCCAACACACUGCAUGUGUCGUCUAUAUGAUCAGUAUGUAUCACAAUAAAUCACCAGCGAAAGACUUCGAACCUUCGCCAAAACGCCUGGAACCCUGGUUGAGGAACGAGGAACUUCCAAUCCCUACGGAACUCAUCGAACCGAUCAACACCGCCGUCGAUAUUUUCAUGUUCCUUGCUACUUCAUCCGAAUGGAAGAAGAUCUUUUUCAAGGCAAAGAAACAGUUCGGGUGCAGAGAGUUUGGUUCCAUCGCCUGUUUCAUCUACUAUUGGAUGGACCGUAUGACUAUAGACCAACUGGCACGCGGCGUAGGCAAGGUGAGGUGUGAGGUGGGUUCGAAACGAGCCAUUUGGAAGUACCUUAGGGAUAACAACUCCUGGAAGAAAGAAGUUGGGGAGCUUGACAGCAGCAUAUCAGCUAGAAAGGCGAUCGUGCGGAAACCUACCAGUGAUUUGGUUGCGGCUCCUGCCCUCCCACCUGCGCCCGCCACCAAUGUCGCCGAAAAUUCAAUCCUGACCGCUGCAUCGCGAGUCAAACGCAAGCUGGGCGCGCAAUCAGACACCAGCGGACCGACGGAUUCUGUUCCCAAGAGUCUCACCGACAAUGAAUGCCCGAAGAAACGUGGACGUACGGCCGCGGCAGGAGGACAAUCGAAAGAAGUCGCUACAUCCAAGGCCGCAAGCACCGUCGAAAUGGCAAAUGGCCCGCCUUCGAUCGCCCCUACCAACCAGCGUCCGCCCAAGCGCAAACGGAAUCGCAUCGAAAGCGAUGGGGAGGAAGAUCCCUUGUUCCCGGGUGACGAUGGUGAUGCUCCUAUACCUAAGCAUUCACGAACAGGAGACGAGGGCACCACGAACUCGUUUCAGGCGAGCCUAAACUCAAAGACUACAGUCACGGAAUCGCGUACGCUGCUCCCAUCGGCGCAGAUAAUAUCUGAGAAAGGCCAGGCUGCUGGUUCAUCAAAUAUCACUACCGUACUGAAGCGUCAGGCUGGGCGGCGCUCUGGGACGAAGUCCGCGGCUGCCACGAGAUCUAAGGCGAAAGCCAAAGCGUCGACUGGACCGGAGCUCCCGCCCGCUAUUCCGAGGACAGGGCGCCCCGCGUCCUUGAGCCUCAUGAAAAUCCCCAAAUACUCUGACACGCCUAAAAGCCCUGCCCCUUCCCCUCAACUCCCAGCUGCCCGUCCACCCCCCAUCCACCACACAACAACUACCGCGAACAGCCCAAAACCAUCUGCGUCUCAACCCUCCCUGUUUCAGGAUCUGCCUUCCUUGAAGGCAUCUUCGCCAGCACAAUCCCAGACCCCAAUCGCCCCCCGGCAUCAUCCCCUAAGAACUACAUCUACACCUUCCCUUCCAUCUACGACUCACCCUUCGUCCACCACCCCUCCAGCCCUCCGACCUACGAGUCCUCUCGCACUUAGUUCUGCUUCUGUAUCUGAAUCAAACGCGAGACAGAGCCCCUCUAUCGACGCCAGGAUGCCGCAGGUCCUUCCCCGUGGCUCCAAUUCCCCUGUCCCAACGGCAUCAGGGAGACUCGACCGAGUUCGUAGGAACAGGGACCAGGCCUCUGCUAACAUCGCCUCUGCUACCUGCAGCAUGCCACCCGGUUUAGUACAUGGACACUCCGCCUCGCCUGCUACCAUUCCCAGCACCCAUCCACCGCGAAUCCCAGAUUCGGCAUCUUCUGCAAGUGCUCCAAGACCGCAAGCUACGACAGAUCCGCGUCGUCGAGUCCCGCCUCCGAUACAAAUACCCUCGCCAAUGGGUAAAUCUGAAUUGUCUUCGACAGUCAUUAUGACUCCGAUGUCUGAUCUAUUGCAGCGCAUGCAGGAAACAGACUACUUCUCCCCGUCUACAUCGCCUAUACCACAUGUACGCCGGAGUCAGACGAUACCUCAAUACAGCGAUAACGCUGCUCUGCCAGCGCCCUACAGACCUUCGUCAGCCGACACAAUGCGAAGCGAGGCACACACCUCAGUUCCUACCACCCAGCAGCACAUAACCCUCAACGCCUCCCAGCCUCCCCCUCGUUUACGACCUCGCGACUUUCCUGUUGGCGCUGGCCUCCCCAGGCCCACCCCGGGGCUGGACCCUUCUAUUUUGUGGGAGAAGCACCGGUCUCCGGCGCACAGUGCCAGUAGUACUGACAGCGAUUUUCGCAAUUCAUACUCGGCGCGCCCAUUCUUAGUAGAGCCAGGAAGUACCCAGUCCCCGACUGGUAACGCGACUGGCCUUCAACCAGCCCGUGAUAUGAAGCGGAAGCCUUCUUGGGAACGCUCCCAGGGAAGAUUUCACUGA